UAAACAUGAGCCAAUUGGACAAGUGUCAGAUAUGCACUCAUGCAACCAAGUCGCUAGCCUACACAGCAUUCGAUGUGCGCUGGAUACCCAAUUCACCUCGCUUUGUCAUAUUAGGACAGCUGCCUAGAGGAUCUGGCAUUUUGGAAGUUUGUCAGCUGCAAAACGGCUCCAUUGUAAAGCAGCAAGAGAUUGAGAAACCGCAUGCUUUCAAAUGUGCUACGUUUGGUGCAUCUUCGCUCACCACUCGACAUCUGGCAACAGGUGAUUUUGGCGGAAGACUGUCCAUGUGGGAUCUGGAACGAACAGAAAUGCCAAUCUAUUCCGCCGUCGCACAUAGUGAGAUUGUCAAUUGCAUAGAUGGAUGUGGUGGUAUUGGAAUCCAAGCCGGCCCUCCUGAACUAGUGACCGGCUCGAGAGAUGGAUCUGUCAAGGUUUGGGAUAUUCGUCAACGUGACAAGCCAGUGGCCAAGAUUGCUCCAGCUGAAGGAGAGCCAAUUAUAGAUACAUGGACAGUUGCUUUUGGUAAUUCUUACAACGACGAAGAGCGAUCGGUUUGUGCCGGAUAUGAGAAUGGAGAUGUGAAAAUGUUUGACCUUCGAGCAAUGAAGGUACUAUGGGAAACAAACUUGAAAAAUGGUGUUUGUUCGGUCGAGUUUGAUCGUCGCGACAUCAAAAUGAAUAAGCUGGUGGUUGCUGGACUUGAGUCCAAGAUCCAUGUAUUUGAUUUGAAAACGCACCAUCCCAAGGAAGGAUUUGCAAGUGUCACACAAAAGUCUACUGAAACGACAACGAUUUGGACUGUUCGCCAUCUCCCUCAAAAUCGGGAUGUGUUUAUGACAUCUGGUGGCAGCGGAGACAUUAAUCUUUAUCGCUACAAAUACCCAGAGCGACGUUCUGCCAAGAAUAAGGACGAUCAAGAUGUUGGUGUGCCAGGAACAGUGGAGCUGUUACAGCAUGCACAGGUUGCUGAACAGCCCGUUGCUGCGUUUGACUGGAGUCCUGAUAAGCUUGGUUUGUACGUAUUUGCUGGGUUUGACCAGUCUGUUCGCGUUGGGUUUGUCAGCAAGUUAAGCCAGUAUUGAGCCAAAUGAGGCUAUCAGUCUGUUUUUGAAAAAACUAUACAGCGCACUAAUGUGAAGCUUGUCCAUUUCCUGAUUAAAACAAUAAUUCAAGUUUAUUUAACAAUCACUAUUAUAUCUUUAAUAAAUAAAUG
Batrachochytrium dendrobatidis JAM81 is the source of this 1213-nucleotide messenger RNA. RefSeq lists its product as uncharacterized. The record is from RefSeq and is a predicted model, not a curated record. The transcript has 6 exons. Lineage: Eukaryota; Fungi; Chytridiomycota; Chytridiomycetes; Rhizophydiales. Gene Ontology annotation, molecular function: ubiquitin binding. Bases 6 to 1082 code for a protein of 358 amino acids.